UUUGUUGCAUGGGGGUGUCCAGCCGGGGCUGAGGGAAGGCAGGGAGGGGGUCGGUGCCUCCCGCUGCCCCAUGGCCCUCGCUGAGGGGGCGGCCGUGCCCUACGCCGUGGAGCUGGGGCUCACCGUGCUCCACACGGCGCUGUACGCCGCGCUCUUCCUCUUCGCCUACCUGCAGCUCUGGCUGCUGCUCUACUACCGCGAGCGGCGGCUGAGUUACCACACGCUCUGCCUCUUCCUCUGCCUGCUCUGGGCAGCCCUCAGGACCACCCUGUUCUCGUUCUACCUGCAGAAUUCCCUGCAGGCCCUCCGCCUCCAGCAGCCCUUCGCCCACUGGCUCCUGUACUGCCUGCCCGGCUGCCUCCUCUUCUCCAGCCUCUGCCUCCUCAACCUCUAUUUCGCCGAGGUCAUAUUCAAAGUGAAAUGUGCAGCUGAAUUCAACAAGUACAAGGUCCUGUUGUACCUGGGCUCCAUCCUCACCAGCCUGCUGUUCUUAGUUGUGAAUUUAACCUGUGCAAUGCUGAUCCACGGCGAGGUCCCGGAGAAGCAGCUGAGGUGGACGGUCCUUGCCCGUGCCCUGGUCAACGACAGCCUCUUCAUCCUCUGUGCCAUCUCCCUGGCCUGCUGCAUGUGCAAACUGGGAAAGAUGUCUUCAGCCAAUGUCUACCUCGAGUCCAAGGGAACAUCUGUCUGCCAGGCCAUUCUGGUGGGAUCUGUAGUGGCCCUCCUGUAUUCCUCAAGGGCUUGCUAUAACCUGGUAGCUGUGGCCAUAUCUCCAGACAAUGUUCCUGGUCCUUUUAACUAUGGCUGGGACAACCUUUCUGACAAGGUGCACGUGGAGGUGAGCAGUGAGGAGUACGUGGUGUUUGGAGUGGUCCUGUUCCUCUGGGAGCUGGUGCCAACCACUUUUGUGGUGCUGUUCUUCCGUGCUCAGAGACUCAGCCAGAACCUGGCUCCAGCAGGGAUGGUCAACAGCCACAGUUACAGCUCCAGGGCCUAUUUCUUCGACAAUCCCAGGCGCUACGACAGUGACGAUGACUUGUCACGGCUCGGGGCCAGGGAAGGAGGCUUGGCCACCCCUCAGUGCUCGGGCUGCUACGGUUCCCUGGCUGGGACGGACGGUGGGAGCACCGCGGACAGCGCGCCCUUGCUCUGCGCCGCCGGCGGCUCGGAGACCAACCAGCACCACCAGAGCUCCCACCCUGCCCCGCAGAACUGAGGAGGCUCCCUCUGUUCCCAGAGUGGCACUCGUGUAUAGGAUUGUAACCUGGUUUUCCUCUCUUCCUCCUCUCCCCCGAAGCAUCCAACUCAUGACACAAACAUUCCACUACCUGCCGCAGCUGCAGGACUGAGCCCAGGGCUGCAGGCGGUUCAGUCAGAGAACUGUGACUUUAAGGUACCAUGUAGCAAAGUGAAGCUGAACUCUCUGGAAGCUUUUUUUUUUUUCCCUUGGUCUGGUCUUCAAGAUGUUGGCAGCUAAAUGCACCAGAGCUUCCUCACUAGAAAAGAAACAUCAAAUGCGUAUUUGCACUUUUAUCUGCACACUUGGAAGGAACGAAUCUCGCUCGGGCUGUGCUGGGCCCGAGACUGUUCUAGUUACUCUUUAAAUUGCACAUCCAGAGCUGGGAGAGGCACUGUCUUCCUGCAAAGACGUGUUCCCUGAAGGACUCUGCAUCCUGCCUGCCUCCCUGGGAGCGKGGAGCUCUGCCCGGGCGGGGUGCUCGAGUUUACUGUGCCAUAUUCCCACCUGGCAGGGCUGGCUGAGGCCUCGGGGUUUUGCUCUGCCUGCUGCUGCCCCGUCCUUCCUGGGCCCGUGGCUCGGAGCUGAGCGAGGUCAGUGUCCCUGCUGGCCUUGUCACCACCCCGCUGGCCCGUGGCAGAGGGACAGGGCUGGCUUUUCCCUGCAGGGAGAAGUUGGAGCUGGCUCAGCAGGAGUGUGUGUGCAGGAAUGUGUGUGAAUCCAGGGCUGCUGCACCCACUGGGUGCUGCCAGCUCUGCUCCCUGCUCCUUGCCCGCAGUGGGGCUCCCCCCGUCCCCCUCAGUAUUAAAUUGCAUUUAGCAGAUAACCAAGAGUUUUAACCUGAAGUGAAUGUGAACUGCUGGGUCCCCACUGAGGUGCAGGGGGUGUGUGGCUGCCUGUGGAACGUUGCUGUCGCAGAGGGAAGGGGCAGAAAGCACAGGGAUCUGAUCCUUGGGCUCCUUGCUUUGUCUCCAGAGCUGCGGGGUGCACAGGAUUGGAGUGCUGGGUCUGGCUGGGAGAGCUCCCUCUGCCUUUCCUUAACCAAAAUAGCMGAGUUUGACCUGGCCCGGGCUCCUGAGAUGAGGCUUGGUGUUAUUCCUGGCUUGUCCCUGAGCCAGCUGUGGGGAUGAGCGGAGCAGCUUUGGAUGAAGGCCCUGGUGCAGGGAGGGAGCUGCUCUGGCUGUGGGGCCAAUCCACCCUGGGACUGCUUUUCCCUGCCUCGUGCUGCUCCAGCCCCGGUGUGACCCUGGGGACAGGGACAAUGGCCUGGGAGCUGCAGUGACCCCCGGCCUCUCCUCACCCCUGGAGCUUGUGCUGAGCUCGGUGUCACUCGUCCCACCCACCCAGAACCAUCCCUGUGCGUGACCUGUGCUCUCCCUGCUCCCCUCCUUCACUCGUGCUGGCCCCGAAAAGCAGCGAGUCCUGCUUCUUUUUUGGAGAAGGCAAAGAUGGCAACUGUCAGCACAUCCCUCGCUGAGUCCCUGACCCAGAGCUCCACCCCGGCUGCUCCCCUGACUCCUGGCAGGAACAGGCUGCUCCAUCUCGAUCCCUGCUUGGCUUAUGGCAAAGCUGGUGAAGGGCCAGGCACUGUCACCCUUCCUUCUGCUCCCGUAAGUCUCCAAAGACAGUAARUGACACUCGUGGCCCCUGUUCUUGCUUAAAUUCCAAAGCACUAGGAGCACUUUAAGUUUUUCUUUGGAGGGAAAGGAGUGUAGUGCAAAAUUAAAUAAUAAUAAUUUAAAAAACUACAAAAUCCAAGGGCUACAGGCUCAUUGUUCCUAUUGCACUGAAGCACACACCCACACUACGAUCUUCCUGGAUUUGGGAUGGCAGGUCAGGGCAGGAGCCUCGUUGCUGAUGGACCCCUGAGCGACUGGCCAAGCGUUUGGGUUUUACUCCUUUGUCCGGUGGAUUCCGAACUGACCGCUCCUCCCGGGGCGGGUCCCGUGUUUUACUGAAGUAAUUUAUAGCUGAGAAGUUAAAAUGACUUUUUUAAUGCAUAGUUGCCUUUCAUUAAACUUUCUUUUGGGUUUGUUUUGGUUUUAUUUUUAUUUUCGGUAUGGUUUAACAGUGUUCUGGCUUUGCAGGCGGGCAGCAGCUGCUGCCCCGGGAGCUGUGGCCAAUGAAUGUACCUAUUUGUUCUUCACUAAACUGUAACCAAGCACUACUCUGUUGAAAUAAAU
Malurus melanocephalus (red-backed fairy wren) is the source of this 3420-nucleotide messenger RNA. RefSeq names its product G protein-coupled receptor 137C (gene GPR137C). Gene Ontology annotation, biological process: positive regulation of TORC1 signaling. NCBI's taxonomy places the organism in Eukaryota, Metazoa, Chordata, Aves, Passeriformes, Maluridae. The coding region runs from base 71 to 1216 and encodes 381 amino acids. Gene Ontology annotation, cellular component: lysosomal membrane. The record is from RefSeq and is a predicted model, not a curated record. The transcript is spliced from 7 exons.